Molecule: messenger RNA, 570 nt
Organism: Aspergillus sclerotioniger CBS 115572
Lineage: Eukaryota; Fungi; Ascomycota; Eurotiomycetes; Eurotiales; Aspergillaceae
Product: zinc finger HIT domain-containing protein
Exons: 2
Coding region: 1-570 (189 amino acids)
Source: RefSeq, a predicted model, not a curated record
AUGCCCGGCACUUGCGAGGUUUGUGUUUCGGAGCCUUCGAAGUACCGAUGUCCGACUUGUGGGCUUAUGAGUUGCUCCCUUGCAUGUACUCAAUCCCAUAAAAUCUAUUGCGCACCUAAAGCACCAUCACCCAAACCAUCCGACCAAACAGGCGACGCACAACCACCUUCAGGGGAAGCCAACGGCAAUGCGACCAGUGAGGUGGCAUCUAAGGCUCAAAACGGUCUCGACCUGAGGUCCUUAAGAACUUCAACCGAGCUCAAGGAUCUACUCGAUCGGUUCCCCUCGCUUCGUGAAGAGUUGUACAAAAUCUACAAAGAGACGACGGAAGAAGCUUGGCCAGAGACACAAAACCAUGGAGGUCGGGCUCGACCCUGGGGAAGAGGUAGACCACCGCAACGUAACCGUGGACCUUGGACGCGUGAGAAGGGAUUUAACCGAGGAGUGGGAAGGGUGAGGAAGCUACGGGAGAGAUGCGAAGAGGGCCUGGAGACCGGAAAGAAAGCAGAAGGCUUUGUGCGGUUCAUGGCUCUGAUCACUGGAAAUGAGAUUCCACAGGAGGGCAUGUGA